AUGACAGGCUCCAAGGAAGGGAAUGGUCGGAAGCCAGGUCGCCAAAACAAACGCGGCGGCUCAGGACGCAAGAAGCGCUUGAGAAUCAUUAGAGUAAGACCGGGGAGAGCCAAGCCGCGGAGUUGCGAUUACUGUUUUCGCCUUCAUCGCAAGGAAGGAAGUGCAGGGGGUGGGUACGACGGCUCCUGGGAAUACUCAUCCUUCACCUGGCGGCGUCAACCCACUCCCGGUAGCACAAAUUCUCCUGGUAACCAACCCGAUCCAGGCUUGAUUCCAUCCCCUUUUGACCAAUAUGGGACAACCUGGGACAGCCGCUUCGGAAUGUUCCCUCCCCAAUCUUUUCCUCACACUCUAGACACUUCCGGACAGCCGAACAGCCUGUUCGGCUUUGUUGAUCCUCAUGCGUACCAAGCCAGGUCAAUGUGGCUCUCGACAAACGAACAGGGUCAGCAAGCGGGCGGUGGUGACGAGGAGGAGACAGAUGAGGAAGAGGAAGAAGAGGAAGAGGAAGAAGAGGAAGAGGAAGAGGAGGAGGAUGACGAUGAUGGGUAUGAUGAUAACAAUGAUGAUUAUGACGGAGGGGCAGGGCCAGGGCCAGAGGAGGACAAAGACGAGGGUCCAAAAGAGAGCGUAUGGUCUGGGAUGCUGGUCGAGAGGUAG
This is a messenger RNA of Fonsecaea nubica, 660 nucleotides long. RefSeq lists its product as hypothetical. The record is from RefSeq and is a predicted model, not a curated record. Bases 1 to 660 code for a protein of 219 amino acids. NCBI's taxonomy places the organism in Eukaryota, Fungi, Ascomycota, Eurotiomycetes, Chaetothyriales, Herpotrichiellaceae. The transcript is spliced from 4 exons.